Messenger RNA from Salvelinus namaycush (lake trout), 3043 nucleotides. RefSeq names its product amyloid-beta A4 protein-like. NCBI's taxonomy places the organism in Eukaryota, Metazoa, Chordata, Actinopteri, Salmoniformes, Salmonidae. The coding region runs from base 180 to 2237 and encodes 685 amino acids. Gene Ontology annotation, biological process: central nervous system development; axonogenesis. Gene Ontology annotation, molecular function: transition metal ion binding; signaling receptor binding; heparin binding. Gene Ontology annotation, cellular component: plasma membrane; early endosome; membrane raft. The record is from RefSeq and is a predicted model, not a curated record. The transcript is spliced from 17 exons.
UCUCGCGGUGACAGGCUUUGGAGCAGCUGGCCAGCCUCGUUGUCGCUCUCCAUCAUCCUAUGCUCGUAGCACGCACCGUCGCCAAACGGGAGUGCACGGGAACGGGAUAGAGGCUCAUACUAACGGAUAUAUCUGAAUAUUUUCAAGAGAUUGGACAGAACUGAUUUAGGGUCAACGGCAUGGUCGAGCGAACAGCAUUUCUGUUGUUAUGGGUGGCGACCUUGACGCUGACAUCGGAGGUGCCAUCUGAUGACUCAGUGGCUCUGCUAGCGGAGCCUCAGGUGGCCAUGUUCUGUGGGAAGCUCAACAUGCACGUCAACAUCCAGAGUGGCAAGUGGGAGCCGGACCCCUCCGGCACCAAGAGCUGCAUCGGAACCAAGGAGGGCAUCCUGCAGUACUGCCAGGAGGUGUACCCUGAGCUCCAGAGCACAAACGUGGUGGAGGCCAACCAGCCAGUCAGCAUCCAUAACUGGUGCAAAAAGGGACGCAAGCAGUGUCGCAGUCACACACACAUCGUGGUGCCCUACCGCUGCCUGGUUGGGGAGUUUGUGAGUGAUGCGCUGCUGGUUCCUGAUAAGUGCAAGUUCCUGCACCAGGAGAGAAUGGACAUGUGUGAGAGCCAUCUGCACUGGCACACCGUGGCUAAAGAGUCCUGUGGAGACCGCACCAUGAAUCUCCAUGACUACGGCAUGCUGUUGCCAUGUGGCAUCGACCUUUUCCGAGGGGUGGAGUUUGUGUGUUGCCCGGCAGACACGCAUCGCGAGUCAGAGAGCGUCGAGCUGACUGAGUCUGACGUGUGGUGGGGCGGAGCCGAGACUGAAUACACCGAUAACGGCAUGCUUCACCAGGCGGAUCAGGGGGCUGCCACCACUGAGGAUGAUGAGGAUGCCUUCGAUAGGGACGAGGACGGUGACGGUGAUGAGGAUGAAGAUGAUGUGACUGACAAACGGGACAGUGGUGAACGCACCUCCAACAUCGCCAUGACAACUACCACCCCGACCACCACUGAGUCGGUUGAGGAAGUUGUCAGAGUGCCCACCACGGCCCCUCCCCCCCCUGACGCAGUGGACCAUUACUUGGAGUCUACCGGAGACGACAACGAACACGCCGACUUCCAGAAGGCCAAGGAGAGUCUGGAGGCCAAGCACCGCGAGAGGAUGUCCCAGGUGAUGAGAGAGUGGGAGGCGGCAGAGAGACAGGCCAAGAGUCUCCCUCACGCUGACAAGAAGGCUGUCAUUCAGCACUUCCAGGAGAAGGUGGAGGCCCUGGAGCAGGAGGCAGCAGGAGAGAGACAGCAGCUGGUUGAGACCCACAUGGCCCGGGUGGAGGCCCUGCUCAACAGCUGCCGUCGCAUGGCCCUGGAUAACUACCUUAGCGCCCUGCAGGCCAACCCACCCAGGCCUCGUCAGGUGCUGGGCCUUUUGAAGAAGUAUGUCCGUGCAGAGCAGAAGGACAGACAACACACCCUGAAACACUACGAACACGUCCGCAUGGUCGACCCCAAGAAGGCUGCUCAGAUCCGACCCCAGGUGAUGACCCACCUGCUUGCGAUUGACGAGAGGAUGAACCAAUCUCUGGGGCUGCUCUUCAAAGUGCCCAGCAUGGCCAACAAAAUCCAAGACCAAGUUUCGAUCCUGAUGCAGAGGGUUCAGUCAGAGCUGUCUCAGCAAGUCUCAUCUCUGCAGAGUGAUGAGAGGACUGAUGUCAGGGUGAGCUAUGGGAACGAUGCCCUGAUGCCUGACCAGGCCUACAGCUCUGCCCCUCUGGACCCUGGCAUGGGCCUGGACAGACUCGGCUUCAUCCACCCAGAGAGUUUCAACCAACCCAACACCGACAACCAUGUUGAGCCUGUUGACGCUCGUCCAGUUCCAGAUAGAGGUCUGCCCACUCGGCCUGUCUCUGCUCUGAGGCCUGAGGAGUUCCCUGAGGUGCGGAUGGAGAAAGGAGAGCAGCAAAGCGCCAGCUAUGAAGUGCAUCAUCAAAAAUUGGUGUUCUUUGCUGAGGAUGUUGGCUCCAACAAGGGUGCCAUCAUUGGGCUGAUGGUGGGUGGGGUUAUCAUAGCGACAGUCAUCGUCAUCACUCUGAUCAUGCUGAGGAAGAAGCAGUACACCUCCAUCCAUCACGGAGUCAUCGAGGUGGAUGCUGCAGUGACCCCAGAGGAGCGACACCUGUCCAAGAUGCAGCAGAACGGUUAUGAGAACCCCACCUACAAGUUCUUCGAACAGAUGCAGAACUAAGGAGCUACUCUUUGAUCCCUCACUGACCCUGAACCCUCCUUAACCCCUCACACCUAGGCCCCGUUGCAUAUUGGUCCCUAAACCCUUCUCCUAGCUCCUACUCUUAUUUUCAAUGGAUCUUAAAGGACUUGAUAGGUGAAACCAGUAUGACUGAAGCUCCACGUAAAUAUAUUGGGUUAGAAAGAGCCGUGGUCAUAUUACUUAUAGCCACCCAGGGGUAGUGAAGGCCAAGGGGCUAGGAGCCAAAAUGGAACCAAGCCACACACUCUCCAUCCCUUCCUCGUAGAGUGCAGCACAUCAACAUCCAUAGCUGCCAUUAGUCAGACAAGGGUAUCCUUCUUCACCUACACAUUUUUAGCCAAUCACAGAUGAGAUCCCGUAGCGUUUGUACAGAAUAGAGAAACACAUUGAUUUAUCUGUCCAUGUAUCUGUGGGUUGGUUGGCCCUCCCCCAUAGUACAGCACUCACAUCUCUAAGAGGGCUAAACAGAGGCCUCAUAUACACCUGUAAUCUUCCUCGCUCUGAAGCACUCUCCUCUCCCCCUCCAUCUCUCCUACGCACUCCUCUCCCACUGCUCCUCUCAGAUGACGGCUGUGCUGUUUUUGGUGAUGACAUAACAGCUCUUAGUGCUAGCGAAGGGAGGAUGGGCUCAGUCUACCCUGAGCUCCUCUCUGCAGGAUUAUAUCCCAAGAGUUUCAGGUUUGUUUUUCAGGUAAAACAUAUAUACAAAAAAUAUACACUGCUCAAAAAAAUAAAGGGAACACUAAAAUAACACAGCCUAGAUCUGAAUGAAUGAAAUUUUCUUA